This is a messenger RNA of Cucumis sativus (cucumber), 967 nucleotides long. Its product is annotated as cytochrome c oxidase copper chaperone 2. Gene Ontology annotation, molecular function: copper chaperone activity; copper ion binding. Lineage: Eukaryota; Viridiplantae; Streptophyta; Magnoliopsida; Cucurbitales; Cucurbitaceae. The coding region runs from base 488 to 730 and encodes 80 amino acids. The record is from RefSeq and is a predicted model, not a curated record. The transcript is spliced from 2 exons. Gene Ontology annotation, cellular component: mitochondrial intermembrane space.
ACUUCUAAAUGUUUGAAAAUCACUUAAAAAAAUGUGGAACCAAACGUAGUUUAAUUGCUAAAAAAUAUCAAUGUUACAAAAUCAAUUGUAUCUAAAUUUCUUUUCCUAAAAUCAUAACUCCAACAAUCACCCUCAAACAUACUUUAAAUCACCGGACAAAAGUGACCUUAAAAAUUUCAAAAUUUCUCAAAUAUGCACAUAAAGGAACCUAAAGAUUCUCCCUUUUGGCUAAUUUUAUCCGUAGUAUAGAUAUAGAAUUUCUUUGAAUUGCUUUGAUUAGACGCUGUCUAAAGCUCUAUUCUUCCUUUUUUCUUCAACUAUGGGUUUCUAGGGAAUCGUCUGCCUGUAGGUUCAAAAAGUAAGCUUCCAAUUUUUCUCUGCUUCUUGUUCACCCUACUGGUUUUCUCCGUUUCGCUGCCAGAAUUUUUGCCUUUUUCAGGAUUUCCUUCCCUUUUUCUUAAGACUGCAUUCCUUGAGAAAUUGUGGCAUGGGUGGUUUACCUGUUGUAAAUUCUUCAUCAGCCAUAGCGUUGCCGGAAUCGAAACUUGACCAAGCGUCAACAGUGAUCAAGUCUACCCCAGAUGGAAAACCAAAAAAGAAGAUAUGUUGUGCUUGUCCCGAUACUAAGAAGCUUAGAGAUGAGUGCAUAGUGGAGCAUGGUGAAGAAGCAUGUGGAAAAUGGAUCGAGGCUCAUCGUAAGUGUCUUCGGGCGGAAGGAUUCAACGUCUGAAUUUGAUAACCUAAUAAAAUGAAAGAUUUGAUUUUCUGCUAGUUUACAAUUUAGCUAUUUGAGAGAUACAGAUACCAAAGAAAAUUAAGAAAUAAAGUGAGAGAAAGGAGGUAUAGCCAAAGCUGCAAUGCAGUAAGUACAAUUUGGCUUCGUAUUUUUGUAGGCUCGGGCCUUUGUUAUUGACUUACUGUAUUAGUUUCCUCAUAUUAUUCAAAAUUUCUUACUAUUUCUUCUUUA